UCGUGGGAGUUUCGCGCCUGCGGAUCCGCACAGGGUUCAGACACAGGGGGAUGUGGGCACGCAUCCCACCACCCCUAGUGAGGGAGGAAAGAAGCAAUAGGGCUUGCUAAAAUGCAAGGGGAGCCAAACCCUAGUGCUUCCCUUAUUGACAGAACCAUCAAGAUGAGAAAAGAAACAGAAGCUAGGAAAGUGGUUUUAGCCUGGGGACUCCUAAAUGUAUCUAUGGCUGGAAUGAUAUAUACUGAAAUGACUGGAAAAUUGAUUAGUUCAUAUUAUAAUGUGACAUACUGGCCUCUCUGGUAUAUUGAGCUUGCCCUUGCAUCUCUCUUCAGCCUAAACGCCUUAUUUGAUUUUUGGAGAUAUUUCAAAUAUACUGUGGCACCAACAAGUCUGGUUGUUAGCCCUGGACAGCAAACACUUUUAGGUUUGAAAACAGCUGUUGUGCAGACUACUCCUCCACAUGAUCUGGCGGCAACCCAGAUCCCUCCCUGCCCACCUUCUCCUUCAAUUCAGGGUCAGAGUGUGUUGAGUUACAGCCCAUCCCGCUCACCCAGUACCAGCCCCAAGUUCACCACCAGCUGUAUAACUGGAUACAGCCCUCAGCUGCAAGGUCUGUCAUCAGGUGGCCGUGGUUCUUACAGUCCUGGAGUGACCUACUCGCCUGUCGGUGGUUAUAAUAAGUUGGCAAGCUGCAGUCCUUCUCCUCCUUCUGCAUACCCUACCACUGUUGGACCGGUGGAGAGCAGUGGAUUGCGAUCUCGCUAUCGUUCUUCACCCACGGUGUAUAACUCCCCUACCGACAAGGAGGACUACAUGACAGACCUACGAACUUUGGAUACUUUUCUUAGAAGUGAAGAAGAGAAACAGCAUAGAGUUAAGCUGGGCUUUUUGCCUUGGAGUCUGUUUUGUCUGACAUUAAGACAGCUGUACGAAUUUCCUUUUGGGAGCCCGGACUCCACCUCGCCAUCCACUAGUCCCACUUUCUGGAACUACAGUCGUUCUGUGGGGGAUUAUGCGCAAACCUUAAAGAAGUUUCAGUACCAGCUGGCCUGUAGGUCUCAGGCCCCAUGUGCCAACAAAGAUGAAGCUGAUCUCAGUUCUAAACAAGCUGCAGAGGAGGUUUGGGCAAGAGUGACAAUGAAUAGACAACUUCUUGAUCAUAUGGAUUCAUGGACAGCUAAGUUCAGAAAUUGGAUCAAUGAGACAAUAUUAGUGCCACUUGUACAGGAGGUUGAGUCUGUCAGCACACAGAUGAGACGGAUGGGUUGUCCAGAGCUGCAGAUAGGAGAGGCUAGUAUUACUAGCUUGAAGCAAGCUGCUCUGGUCAAAGCUCCUCUCAUUCCAACUCUGAAUACAAUCGUGCAGUAUCUAGACCUUACACCAAAUCAGGAAUACUUGUUUGAGAGGAUCAAAGAACUAUCUCAAGGAGGCUGUAUGAGCUCGUUUCGAUGGAAUAGAGGUGGAGACUUCAAAGGACGCAAGUGGGACACAGACCUGCCCACUGAUUCUGCUAUCAUCAUGCAUGUAUUCUGCACCUACCUUGAUUCCCGGUUACCUCCGCACCCAAAGUACCCCGACGGAAAAACAUUUACCUCUCAGCACUUCGUUCAGACACCAAAUAAACCAGAUGUGACCAAUGAGAAUGUCUUUUGCAUUUAUCAAAGUGCUAUCAACCCUCCCCACUAUGAACUGAUCUACCAGCGUCAUGUCUACAAUCUUCCAAAGGGCCGAAAUAAUAUGUUUCACACCUUGUUAAUGUUCCUCUACAUUAUAAAGACCAAAGAGUCAGGAAUGCUUGGGAGAGUUAAUCUUGGUCUGUCCGGUGUGAAUAUAUUGUGGAUUUUUGGCGAGUAGUGGGUCGUUGAAUUCCAAACAUUUGGACUUUGAUUUGGCUGAAUCAGAAGGUGAAUCUCAGCAUCCGUGAGUCACUGCCACUUUUGAAAGAAGAUACAUAUGAACGCUACAGACUCUUUAGAUUUAACGAAAGUUUAGCUAUUAUGAAACUUGCUGUAUCUUCUACACCAAGAGAUAGUACCCUCGGUUUUUUACCGCAUUUCAGAUUUUUCAGUUGCCUACAGAACUGUGAUCCUUCAGAUUUUUGUUGACCCCAACAGUGUAGGUCCCCCUUAAUUAAAUAAGUUUGAGUCUCUUUUCAUUGUAAACCCCAAAUAAGAAUCAUCCACCUGAUUCUUCCCUACAAAAAUUUUCUUCAAUCACAUUAUUUAGUAUAAAUACUUAAAAAGAAACAAGUUAUAAUUUAUUUUUUAUCUCUGUAUUUCCACAGUGUUCAGCAAAUAAGCCUAUGUCCCACAUUUAAAGAAAUGAGAUAAACUUCUAAGUAAUGUAGUAGUUCAUGUGUAUUUUUAAAAUAUUAUUGAAAGAGAUUUGACAGUAUUAGUGUUUAAAAAUUCAACUCUUGAAUUAAAUUUAGUUGAUAGAAUUAAACUUUUGGUUCUUAGUUAAGAGGCUGAGGACAUCAAGAAAAUUACUGCUUUGGUUUAAUAACUCAAUUUCACUAUUCCAUAGUAUUGUAUUUUAAGAGUUCCCUUCCUUAAGAUCAUAUGAUACCUUGUCUGUUUAAAUUUUUUAGAUAUGUUCAAAAUGAUCUGGAGAGUAAGAAGUUACCACGUUUGUAAGUUUUACUUGACUCUCCAUCCUUAUUUUCUUAUGUGUAUAUGCAGUAUCUCUAAGGCUAGCUGGCAUUUGUGUGUUUUUUCCAGAUUGACAUAUUAUUAGAGACUGCUUCCAUCACCUGGAAACAAGUGAAGCCAGUAUCUUCUGAGCCACUCAUGUCAUUAUUGUAUAUGCAGCCCAUUUUGUAUCGUUUGUAAAUUCCAUUUUUCAAAAAGUUGUUCCUGUUUUUUAAAAGUUAAAUGUCCAAAGGAAAGGAAGUUUCUAUCUUUUGAUUGCUUUUGAUAUGUUUUAAAUGUUUGCUAUGAUAUUUUAGAAGAAAAUAUCAAUUAAAUGUGUUAAGUAUAAAAGCAUGUUAGAAUCUAUUUCAAAAGUUAUUGAAGGUGUCAUGGAAUAACAAUUGUUAACGUUGUUAAACUAUUCAUUUGCAUAUUCUUUAUUAAAAGUAAUAAGGAGAAAAAUUUUAACAAUACUUAAGACAAAUUUUUUUUUCUUUAUAGGACUUACGGCAGCUUUUAGUCCAAAAAUUCAAAGCUAUAAUAUUUUAUUUUUUAAGUGCCUGUCAAAAAAUACAAUAUGCAAUAUAAAUAUACAUGUCAAAAGAGUUGGGAGAUGUACGAAGAAAGAAAGGGUGUUUUGUUUGCACACUGAAUCUAGUAUGGGUUCCUGUACUCGGGGGAGCUAUCCUAUAUUAACUUGUCCUCACAAAUGUUUGAGCCAGUUUAUACUUUAAUAUGGCUUUUAUUAAAAAUACUUUGUGAAUUAGUUUGAAUUUAUACUUCGGGAAGACAGUGCACUGCAAAUAUGGUAAAUUUUUUGGUCCUUGUGUUAAAAUGAGUAAAUAUCAACUUUUCUCUAAUUAAAUGUUAU
Messenger RNA from Equus quagga, 3501 nucleotides. RefSeq names its product transmembrane protein 209 (gene TMEM209). Gene Ontology annotation, cellular component: membrane. The record is from RefSeq and is a predicted model, not a curated record. The transcript is spliced from 16 exons. Lineage: Eukaryota; Metazoa; Chordata; Mammalia; Perissodactyla; Equidae. The coding region runs from base 112 to 1854 and encodes 580 amino acids.